CUCUUCCAUUUCUCUUGGCUAUUGCUUUUCUCCUCCUCUCUUAUCACCUCAAAAACAUCGCAUUCUUUUGGGUUUGUAGUUUACAGCUUUGCUUCUCGCUUGGCUCGUAACAAAACCUCACCAAGUCUGAGGCUCGUCGCUGGAACCCCACCUUGUUUGAAGUGUGACGACAUACCCUUUUGCAACUCUUUGUCGCAACCCAACAGCCUGUUGAAUUGAGUUGGCGCCUUUAAAAGUGCACCAAAACCAGCAUCGGUAUAUACACAUCCACAGAAAACAGCACUUUAUUACACCAAAAUGUCCCGUGUAAGGGCUACUGAGUUCGAGGAGAGGGAUUACUACCCUGCUCCUCGACGUUCAGCUCCGGAGGGGCUUGAUGAAGUCGACUAUCGUCGUCGCACCGUUACCAUCAGCCCUCCCCCGCGAGAGGAAUCUCGAACACCCGCCUUUUUGCGAGAAGAUACUCGCCGAACAGAAGCUGGUCCCAUGGUCUUGCGCCAGCGUCAAGUAGAGACCAUCGACCGACACCGACCCAGAAGUCCCAGCCCAGUUCGCGUUCGAGAGGAACGCAUCAUUCGAAGACCCCGCAGCAUUUCACCCAGCAGCCAUCACUCGCACGACCAUGAGCAUGAGCGUUCUCGCACCAGAGUUUACGAGCGAGAGCGAGUCAGAGAACCCUCUCAACCACCUCCCAGGCGAGCUCCUUCGCCCGCCCGUGUUGUCAGAUACGUUGAGCGACCAAAGUCGCCUUCUCCUCCGCCUGCCCCUCCAGUUGAGGAGCGAGAGCGCAUUCGCACUCGCAUCAUUGAGCGCGAGAGGGCUCCUUCGCCCCCUCCGGUUCCCAAGCCUUCUCCUCCGCCUCCCCCGCCCCAGACUAUCCGCGGACCAACAAUCGAGCGAGAGGUUAUCACCCACUACCGGGAUAUCGACCAUGGCAUGAUCAAAGCUAGACCUCCUACUCCUCCUCCCCAGCCAAAGCCUCAGCCUCGUGCUCCUUCCCGAGUCCGAGAGCGUGAGACAGAUAUCGAUAUUUCUUUGUCAAAGAACAGAACUGAAGUAGAUGUUACUCGCACAUCGCGCACUCGUUCUCAAAGCCGAGAACGACGAUCCGACUACCGCGAUGACGAACUCGUGGUUCGACGCGAGUCCGAAACAACCCGGCGUCGAGCCCAUUCAGCUGCUCCUCUGCCGACACCCAGUGCUGUGGACGAAGAAGGCGACUAUCUUACCAGCAAGAUUGACUCUCGCGGCCGAAUGGGUGAAGCCUGGGGCGGUGCUACCAAGGACUGGACACUCGUUGAUGUCCCCCCAGGCACUGAGCGCAUCCGCAUGGAUGGAGUCGGCGGUGGAAGUACCGAGACAAACUGGACGAGGUACAGUGGUUCCAGGAAGAGCAAAUUCAUUCCUGAGAGGGAUGGCGCUCCUUCACCUGCUCCUGCGCCCAUGCCAAAGCCCAUUCUGAAGGACCCGUCACCCCCAGAUACUCGUGACCGUGUUAAUGUUUCCAUUUACGAUCGCGAGAGGGAAAUUGAUAUCGAAAGAACACGAGAAACGCGUUCCCGACCUGCACCUCCACCACCAAAGGAUAUGUGGACUGAGAUCACCAAGGACCUCGUUAUCCGUGAGGCUAUUGAGAGCUCUGGGUAUGAAUACGAAGAGACCAAGGAGUUCUACUACAUCAUGGACUAUCUUAAAUACGACGACGUUCUUCGCCUAGUUGACAUUUCCGAUGAGAUCCGACGAUCUCGAAAGCAGCGCGCGAGAGAACUGGAGUAUGAAAGAGAAUACCAAUUCGACUAUGAACGCGAUAGUCACCGACACAGCCACCCUCGCUGGGACGAGGUAACGGAACGUGAGACGUUUUAUGACACUCGCCCACCCCGAGGCUACCUGCGUUAAGUCUGCUUUUUUACUGGCGUUCUCAUUCAUGGUCACCUUUUGAAGGGCAGCAGAGGUUUUCUUUUUGGGUAAUGGAUACCUUUUUUUCCAAAGCAACUACAGACAUGUACUGGUGUCGUGAAUGAUGUUUCAUAUUGGGCAACUAUUGGUUGUACGAAUUUACGAAAUCAAUCAUAUACAGCGGAUGAAACGAUAUGAGUUUGUACGGUAUGGAAUGGAUGUAUGUAGAUGCUUGGUUGAAACGCAUAAUUACGACUUAUGACAAGAAAUAAAUAACGACAACUUUUUCAAUAAGCACAUUCAUAUUUUCC
Fusarium oxysporum Fo47 is the source of this 2210-nucleotide messenger RNA. RefSeq lists its product as uncharacterized. Lineage: Eukaryota; Fungi; Ascomycota; Sordariomycetes; Hypocreales; Nectriaceae. The record is from RefSeq and is a predicted model, not a curated record. The coding region runs from base 298 to 1899 and encodes 533 amino acids. The transcript is spliced from 3 exons.